Dama dama (fallow deer) is the source of this 1613-nucleotide messenger RNA. RefSeq names its product calcium voltage-gated channel auxiliary subunit gamma 7 (gene CACNG7). NCBI's taxonomy places the organism in Eukaryota, Metazoa, Chordata, Mammalia, Artiodactyla, Cervidae. Gene Ontology annotation, cellular component: AMPA glutamate receptor complex; postsynaptic density membrane. Gene Ontology annotation, molecular function: voltage-gated calcium channel activity; channel regulator activity. The coding region runs from base 1 to 828 and encodes 275 amino acids. The transcript has 5 exons. Gene Ontology annotation, biological process: postsynaptic neurotransmitter receptor diffusion trapping; neurotransmitter receptor internalization; transmission of nerve impulse. The record is from RefSeq and is a predicted model, not a curated record.
AUGAGUCACUGCAGCAGCCGCGCCCUGACCCUGCUGAGCAGCGUGUUCGGUGCGUGCGGCCUGCUGCUCGUGGGCAUCGCCGUCAGCACGGACUACUGGCUGUACAUGGAGGAGGGGACCGUGCUGCCGCAGAACCAGACCACGGAGGUCAAGAUGGCACUGCACGCUGGCCUGUGGCGAGUCUGCUUCUUUGCAGGCCGGGAAAAGGGUCGCUGCGUGGCCUCAGAAUAUUUCCUUGAACCAGAGAUCAACUUGGUGACGGAAAACACGGAGAAUAUUCUGAAGACAGUGCGCACAGCCACCCCCUUCCCCAUGGUGAGCCUCUUCCUCGUGUUCACCGCCUUUGUCAUCAGCAACAUUGGCCACAUCCGCCCGCAGAGGACCAUUCUGGCCUUCGUUUCCGGCAUCUUCUUCAUCCUCUCAGGCCUCUCCUUGGUGGUGGGCUUGGUUCUUUACAUUUCCAGCAUCAACGACGAGGUCAUGAACAGGCCCAGCAGCUCGGAACAGUAUUUCCACUAUCGCUACGGGUGGUCUUUUGCCUUCGCAGCGUCCUCCUUCCUACUCAAAGAGGGAGCCGGCGUGAUGUCCGUGUACUUGUUCACCAAGCGCUACGCGGAGGAGGAGAUGUACCGCCCGCACCCGGCCUUCUACCGCCCGCGUCUCAGCGACUGCUCCGACUACUCGGGCCAGUUUCUGCAGCCCGAGGCGUGGCGCCGCGGCCGCAGCCCCUCGGACAUCUCCAGCGAUGUGUCCAUACAGAUGACGCAGAACUACCCUCCCGCCAUCAAGUACCCCGACCACCUCCACAUCUCCACCUCGCCCUGCUGAGGCCCCGCCCCCGGAGCGCCCUGCCUCCUCCUCCUCCUCCUCCUCCUCCUCCUCCUCCUCCUCGCGGGUCUCGUCGCGACCGCGCGGCUCCAGCGCAAGUCCUAGGGACGCCUAGUCCCGCGGGGAGGAAAUUGCGCGCGCGUUAGCCCAGCCUCGCCGCCGUGGCCCCGCCCUCUCCCUGGUGCCCCGCCCAGCCGCCAUAGCCCCGCCCUCUUUCCUGACCGCUCCUCUUCAUUGGUCCCUUCCACUUCCAGAUGACUCCUCCCCCUGGAAGACACGCCCCUUUCAUCAGGCCCCGCCCCCCCCGCCGAAAGGCUCCCAGGUUUCCCGGUUCUUUGCGCCCAGCGGCCGAGCGCGCCCACCUCCGUGCAAACCGCCCCAGUUACCUUUCGCCUCGGCCGGGGGCUCUGGGCUGGAGAGUAGGUUCUGGCAGCCGCCAGGAAUGCCAAACAUCCUCUUCUCCUCUCUGCCCCGGCUAGCCUCUUUCUCGGCCCAGUCUCACCUCCAGACCUUCGUGGUCCUCGCGUACAGCGAGUGAAGCGGGGAAGGCCCUUCUUGCUCCACCCCACACCCCCACCCCAUCUCUAGGGUGGGGUGGGGGCCCGGAGGCCCCGGCUAUGGUUAAUCUGGCCUCACCCGCCCCCCACUGCACACCCGGGAGAGCCCGUUCUGUCUCACCUGCUGGACACGUCUCGGCCUUCUGAAGGCUACCUGUCUUUUCAAGGGCGCUCUUUAACGGAUUUUCUCGCUCUCAGCUGACCUUGGCUUCUUUUUUCUUCCUCUUC